CUUUGCUUAAUUAUCCUACCUUAGCUUAUUAGCUUUUUCAUAUAUCAUUCAUUAUUAUUCUCCUACUAUCUUCCUCUCCCUUCCUCUCCCUUUCUCCCAUUUUUUCUCAUUCUCUAAAUCAUUAAGAAAAAGAUAGGCUAAUUCAAACAAGUUAUUAAACAUUUCUAAGUCAUAACACAACACCAAACUCAUAAGUUAAGCUUAAUUAAGGUGUUGGAGAAAAGAAAAUAUGGGUAGAGCUCCUUGUUGUGAUAAAGCUAACGUGAAGAAAGGUCCAUGGUCUCCAGAAGAAGACGCCAAGCUCAAAUCCUACAUCGAAAAGAAUGGUACCGGUGGUAAUUGGAUCGCGUUGCCUCAAAAAAUCGGGCUUAAGAGAUGUGGAAAGAGUUGUCGUCUCCGAUGGCUAAACUACCUCCGGCCUAACAUCAAACAUGGAGGAUUCUCAGAAGAAGAAGAUAGAAUUAUCUUAAGCCUCUAUGUGAGUAUUGGAAGCAGGUGGUCUGUAAUUGCAGCACAAUUACCAGGAAGAACAGACAAUGAUAUUAAAAAUUAUUGGAACACAAGGUUGAAGAAAAAACUCCUAGGAAAGCAAAGGAGAGAUCAACAACAAGCUCGGAAAGCAAACAACCUACUAAAAAAGCAAGAGGAUAAUAGAUUGGUUUAUUCCAUUCCGUUUACCUCGAGUUUUGUCAAUCAUAACCAAAUCCCAUAUUGGCCACCCCAACUUACUACCAAUCUACCUAGUGCAAUUUCAAUACCGAAUUACUUGAAUUCUUCAUCUGAGAAUUUCCAAGGUCUCAACAAUGAUCACACAUCACUUCGAAAAUUGUUGAUGAAGGUUAAUGGAGGACAUUAUGAUAGUGUCAAUGAUCCUCAAUUAUUACCUCAUCAUAACAUUACUUACCCAAGUGAUAAUAAUAUCACGCAAACAAAUAUCAACCUCUCUAAUACAACACCUCCAUUGGACACCAUGAUUCAUACAUGUGAAAUAACAAGUUCGUCCCACUUUAACCCUGAAGGUGAAGGUGUAAGGAUAGGAAUGAUGGAAGGACAAAGUAGUACUUUCCCUCCAGAACUCGAGGAGUUGAUGAGUAGAAACCCCCAAAGGGUGGCUGCAGAUGGACUUGAGUUCCUUUACGGCGAUUAUGGCAACAACUUCGUAAACAAUGAUGGAUCAACGUCGGAUACUACAACUUGUGGGGAGAGUUCUAGAUGGGUUGAAAUGAGCUCUUUGGCUUCUCUUCCUAAUUUGGAAUCUGAUUGUAGUGUUUUGGUUCAAGGAAUUGGAGAAGAAAGUCGAUUCGAAGAGCCCUUAAGGUACCCCAGUACUGAUGAUCAAUUAUAGUACAGUGUUUCGAUUGGGUAGGUAAGUGUGUGUGUGUGCCUAUGAAAAUUGGUGUAAAUUCAAUUUACUAUAAAGAGUGGAAGAAAUCUAAUAUGUUUUUGUGAUUUAUUUCAUCAUAUUUUUGUUUGAUAACUCAAUUACAUUAUAUGAUAAGCUCGUGAAAGAAUGUGGGUGUGCUUGUUGUCUUUGAAUUCUAGUUUAUUUGUAGUUGUGAUUUGUGAAUCUAA
Chenopodium quinoa (quinoa) is the source of this 1572-nucleotide messenger RNA. RefSeq names its product transcription factor RAX3-like. The transcript is spliced from 3 exons. Bases 230 to 1345 code for a protein of 371 amino acids. The record is from RefSeq and is a predicted model, not a curated record. Lineage: Eukaryota; Viridiplantae; Streptophyta; Magnoliopsida; Caryophyllales; Amaranthaceae.